Messenger RNA from Puccinia graminis f. sp. tritici CRL 75-36-700-3, 911 nucleotides. RefSeq lists its product as uncharacterized. NCBI's taxonomy places the organism in Eukaryota, Fungi, Basidiomycota, Pucciniomycetes, Pucciniales, Pucciniaceae. The record is from RefSeq and is a predicted model, not a curated record. The transcript has 4 exons. Bases 180 to 854 code for a protein of 224 amino acids.
GAAAAACCAUGAAGCAAUCGAUUCGAUAGUCAGCUCGGCAUACUAAUUUACGUGGUCCAUCGUCAACUCCUUCCACAUGCACCCUCCAUCAAUCAGCCCUCGAUCAACUCACAAUUUUUUCAUACUCUGAACAAAACCUAGAUCCCGUCCGAUAACCGAUCCAUGGUUUUCUAGAACACAUGUCCACGAUCUCUCAUCUUCUAUUCAAACGGGCUUCCUUCUCUUUGCCAAGCACUUUUGCUUCACCUCCUCCUGGAUAUGUAACCCCUCCGUGGCCUAGUCUAUAUGGCCCUAAUUCCGAUGGAAUUUAUCUCUACGUACCUUCAACGAUUUGGAAAUUCACGUUAUAUUGGACUUUAUUACUCGAAGGAAUUGUAUUUAUGGGAUGUGGAUUAUUUGCGAGUUUUACGUUUUGGAGAAGUGGAUCAUUGAGGGAAAUGAAUGGAAGCAAAAAUGGGAAGAUGGGGAAGAUGAGGAUAGGAGGAAAGACGAUGGCAAAGCAGGCGAGAAUUCGAAGAUCAGGAUCAGUAGGAAGAACCGAGAACCAAGGAGAAUGGAUCCCAUUAAAUCGACAUCGAAGAGCCUCAUCAAUCAUCACUACUAUCCAUCAUCCUGUCGAGAAUCUUAACCGGACUAGGAGACCCUUCACCAGUCUCUUCCUCACCCCUACCUUCUUCUUCCUCAUUUUCUCUUUCUCUGCUGUUAUCUCUGGUAGCCUCGUCGGUUGGGCUAUCGCGGCUCUCUAUAAUGCAGCUUUCCUCAGAAUGUCAACUUGGGUGCCUGCCCUCUGGUCCGCUGGACUCACCUUGAUCGUCAUCAUCAGUUCUUAUUCUAAUAUUUCCACCGUUUUGUAAGAUCUUCACGUCUUUUAUCUCUCAACAGGAUAAUGACAUAUUGUCAAGGAAUUGUUG